Glarea lozoyensis ATCC 20868 is the source of this 687-nucleotide messenger RNA. RefSeq lists its product as uncharacterized. NCBI's taxonomy places the organism in Eukaryota, Fungi, Ascomycota, Leotiomycetes, Helotiales, Helotiaceae. The record is from RefSeq and is a predicted model, not a curated record. Bases 1 to 687 code for a protein of 228 amino acids. The transcript is spliced from 3 exons.
AUGGGUAUCUUGAGAACUGUUUUGAAUACGGCGGUACUGGGUGGUGCAGGAAGCGCGGCUGGUUUCGCGUUCUGGACUCGCAAUUCUAAGUUCAUUCCUGUGUCGUCGGCCGAGCCUAUUUUCUCCUCGCCUUCGUACCUGCGAAACAACCCGAAUAAAAACCCAAUCACACACGAUCUCUGUGUAAGAAAGGUACCUUUAUCGAAGAUAAGAGCAGAUCUCUUGGAGAACGAGCAGAAGCUUACCGAGGCUUUUUGUGCUGGUGUUUGGAGUGGUUUGGGUUACGCGUACCAACGACGCUUCCUCGAAAAGAAAUACAAGAACACUACUACAACUGCACAUCAGCUUUGGACCCGAGAACAGCUGCGAGCAUCCACCUACGACGUCGGUACCCAGAUUACCGAUCAUUUCGAAGUCGUCUCCAAAGCCCCAUCCUCAAUCGUCGUUCGCUGCGGUGAUUCCCCUUUGAAAUCCGAAGUUCGAGCGUCCGAUGGACUCUUCGAAAUCGGUGUGAAAAUCAAAAAAGAGGAAGGGGUUGCGGAGUUCAGGUUGCAGAGUUUGUUCUAUCAAGGACUCGGCAAAGCUGAGGGCAAACCCAUGCCGAGUCAUAUUGAGUUCUUGCAUCGAUUGUAUACAAAGUUGUGGAUGGAGACUGCCAUUGGAAAUGUCACUGGCAAAGGGGCUUAG